Molecule: messenger RNA, 1374 nt
Organism: Cokeromyces recurvatus
Lineage: Eukaryota; Fungi; Mucoromycota; Mucoromycetes; Mucorales; Mucoraceae
Exons: 8
Coding region: 168-1352 (394 amino acids)
Biological process (GO): signal transduction
Molecular function (GO): protein binding
Source: RefSeq, a predicted model, not a curated record
UUUUUUUUUUUUUUUAAUUCAACCAAAAUUUAAUUUUAAACGAUCUUUUUUUUUUGUGUGUGUGCGACCAAUUUCUAGAAAUAAGCGAAAAUAUUUAUCAGCUUCAUUGUAUAUUAUUUUUUACUACCUUUUUUUUUUCAAUUCUAUUAAAUCUAAUUAUUGACAAAAUGGAACAUGUUUUAAUGUGGGAUGAAAACAGAGUAACUAAAUGGAUGGCAAGUAUUGGUUAUGCUUCUUAUGAAAAGCAAUUUAAAGAGCAAGGAAUAACAGGUGAUGUACUAGUUAAUCUGGAUCAUGAAUCAUUAAGGGAUUUAUCAGUGUUAACAGUUGGGCAAAGAAUGGAUUUAUUAAAGAAUAUAUAUCAAUUAAAAAUGCAAUAUAGAGUACCAAUAAAUGAAUGGGAUUAUAUACCACCAAGCGUAUUAUAUGAAACAGACUGGUUGGGACAUAAUGGUAUGACAGAUUAUAGAAAAAUAGAAGCAGCAUUUCAGGAAAGAGAUGCUCGUAUUAAACGAUUAACAGAAGAUUUACAAAAAGUGAAUAAUGGGUUAAAUGUACUAAAAGAAGAAGUAAAUCAGUUAUUAAAAUACAAUAAGUAUCAGCAACAAAAUGAUAGCAAUAUUAAACCAGCAAAAGUACCUUAUUAUGGCUUAAAGCAUAGUAAUUCAAUUAGCUUAAAUGAUGUAGAAGAAGUUAAACUAAAUACUACACAGAAUGAAAAUGGCGGUGCAAUUAAAGUUUAUGGAGAUAAAAUAACUAAGGUUGAACAACAUGAACUGGAAUCUUCGAAAAAUGUUCGUUUAUUAUUGGAUGAUCCAACCUCGAAAGUAAUUGCUUCCGCUCUUAAAAAAUAUAAUGUGAAUAGUGACUGGCAGCAAUAUACAUUAUGGAUUCAGUAUGGUACACCUGAUAAUUUGCAAGAACGUGCGCUGGGUUAUGACGAAAAACCAUUACGUAUUUCUCAGAAAUUAAAAGAAGCCAAACAGAAUCCAGUAUUUGUAUUAAAACAUGUUAAAGAUAACAAACCUUUUAUUCCUCCAAACUAUACCUACUCAAGAUCUGUACCGAAACUUCAACAACAGCAACAGCAGCAACAACAACAACAACAACAGCAGCAGCAGCAGCAGCAGCAACAAAGGCAAUCACAACAAAAUAACAAUAUCACAGCUGGCAAGGUAGGAUUUGAAGUGGUUAUUCCUGUAAUGUCUUCCUCUGUAUCUACACCUACUACUACAAUAAAUACUACAGCUAUAAAACGAAACCAACCUGCUGUUUAUAAUAAUGAUUUAGGGUUAGAUAACGGUGUUGUAAAUGCGAUAUUCUCUAUAAAUAAUUCAACUCAAAACCCAUAAUAAAAUGUUAGACUGAAACUUU